Morus notabilis is the source of this 1617-nucleotide messenger RNA. Its product is annotated as aspartic proteinase nepenthesin-1. Lineage: Eukaryota; Viridiplantae; Streptophyta; Magnoliopsida; Rosales; Moraceae. The transcript has 2 exons. Gene Ontology annotation, cellular component: extracellular region. The record is from RefSeq and is a predicted model, not a curated record. The coding region runs from base 1 to 1617 and encodes 538 amino acids.
AUGCCCAGAGCCCCGAUCAAACUAUGGUUGAUGAGGCUGGAGCGCGCCGUUUUUGAGGAUGCUAAACACUGUGAUCCAAGUACGGAUCUGAAAGCCUUGCCCAAGUCGAAGAAGACCGGAGAUCCCGUGGGGAGCUUCUUCUUCAGCGGGAGCACUGCGAUUGAUCGGGUUUUGCGCUGUGAGGGUGGGGAGAGGGGAAGAGCAGGGGGCAUAGGGAGGGGCCGGCGAGCAGGGGGCGACGGAGUGGAGGGAGAUAUGAAAAAAUCUAAAAAGGAUUUGAAAAUUUGGGAUUUUGUGGGAUUCAGCCUCAAGCUCAUUCCCCGGGGCUCGCCGGACUCGCCUUUCCGCCCCGAGAAGCUUACCGAACGGCAAAGAAUCCAAAGAAUCGCCGAGGUCUCGAGAACUAGAGCUUACACCCAUUUAAGAAACUCAUCACCAUCCUCAACCCCAAAAAUUACCAACAUUAGUCCCACAUUGGACACAGAAAACUUCCAUCUUCAGAUUCUUAAAAAGGAUUUUUUCUACACCGUGCAAGUUUUUAUAGGCACCCCAAGAGCCCCACAAACACUCCUAAUGGACACAGGAAGUGGCCUAAUUUGGACACAAUGCAAGCCUUGUAAAAACUGUUUUAGCCAAACAAAAAAUAUUCCUAUUUUCACCCCCAACGUCUCUACUUCUUACAAAAGACUCCCUUGUAAUCAUCAACUUUGCCUUGAAAGUCACCAAUGCGUCGACGGGAAAUGUGUCUACAGCCAAGGAUACGCCGGUGGGUCGGUGACAAACGGCGUCGUUUCUCAAGAAACCUUUAGCUUUCCUUCAAACAACAACGGAGGUUUUAGGGCAGUAGAGAAUGUCGUUUUUGGCUGCUCAAACGACAACAAGAACUACAUGUUCAAUUCCAUUUCCGGAAUCUUGGGACUGAGUUAUUCACCUGAUUCGUUAGUGUCCCAAUUGGGAAAUUCAGUAAAAAAGCGCUUCUCUUACUGUUUGCCUUACUCCUAUAGUCCCAUGAUGGUCAAUACUGUCCUCAGAUUCGGAAACGACAUCAAAAAAUCACCACUCGCCAAAACAACGUCGUUUGUGCAAAAAAGUAAUGGCACUCAGUUACACCAUUACUACUUGAACCUUGUAGACAUAAGCGUCCAAGGACGUCGUUUAGGGUUGCCGCCGGGGACGUUCGCGCUGUCGCAAAACGGCAAAGGAGGCUGUGUCAUCGACAGCGGCUCGGUGUUGUCGUUUCUCGACGACAAGGCCUACAACGUCGUUAUGGCAGAAUUUGAGAGCUAUUUUCGACGGUUAGGAUUGGAGAGAGCUCGCAAUCUGACCGUCGGAUUCGAGUACUGCUACAGACUAGAGAAAAAAAUCAAUGAUCACGAUGACUUUGGUGGGUAUGCGGAUUUGACAUUCCAUUUUGAAGGAGCUGAUUUUUUAGUGGAACCGAAAUACAUGUAUUUCUACAACAGAAGAGGGAAGUAUUUUUGCGUGGCGUUAAUGGCUUUUCCCGGGAAAACUAUAAUAGGAGCUUGGCAACAGCAAAACACAAGGUUUGUUUAUGAUCUCAACUUGCAUCAACUCCAGUUUGCUCCUGAAGAUUGCGCGAAGGACCAAAUACCUUGA